AUGGUCAAGGGCGGCAAUGCCAAGCGCCGGGUCUUUCGGAACUCUUUCGACCCGGGCGGUGCAUGCCUCGCCCCCCUCCGCUCCAUCAGCACCCCCAUGUGGUCGCCGCGGCUGCCCCAGGUCAUGUCCGUCAUCAAACUUAUGAGAUUUCAGACGUCCCAAUCGUCAUUGCCCAGGAGAAGCUCGAAACCAUCGCCAAAGCACCUGUGGCAACUGCGCCCACAAGUCGACGGCGACGGGGGGGAUGUGGAAGCGUCAUGGGGGCCGGUUGUGGUGUGUCCUAGCGUUUCGCUCCCGGGCUUCAAGCGCUGGCUCGACGCAAAAGAAGGACUAUUGCGUCGAUGGACCUUUGAGUGGCUCUGACAACGGUCGUAUCCUAGUCUACAUCUUCACGACUUUCACCCAUGGUGUAGCAGCCAAUAAAGUAUGCGCUCUCAUCCCUAGAGAAGGUUGCAUCGGUAAGCUUACAAGUACGACAGCCUCUCGUGCCUUCGCGUGAAGCUCCUCCGGUGGAUGGGUCCGACCACGUCCAUACAAGUGGCCAUCGGCAUCAAGAUUUUUGCGGGCAGCCCGCGUCGCUUGGCUAUCCUGCACCCGAAACCCCGAAACCCCGGAACACAGCUAGCCAGGGAUCGAGCGCGAGUUCGGAGACAGUUGUCCUCAACCAGACGCAUUAUCUGCGAGUAUUGAGUUCACACUGCACCUCGUCUACACUGGUGUGGAUCUGCCAC
Molecule: messenger RNA, 731 nt
Organism: Aphanomyces astaci
Lineage: Eukaryota; Oomycota; Saprolegniomycetes; Saprolegniales; Verrucalvaceae
Exons: 1
Coding region: 1-363 (120 amino acids)
Source: RefSeq, a predicted model, not a curated record